GCCAUUUUGACUGACGAUACGCUCGCAAGAGCUUUCAAGUCAGUGUGUGGUAGUAUAGUAAGAGAAGAUAAGAAAUGGAAAAUAACUAAAAUCAAAUGCUAAGGUCAUCAACUCGGAAUUAUUAUACAAAGGAUUGAAUAAAUCGAAUAUCACAAUGAAGAUUUGGACAUCAGAACACACUUUCAACCAUCCAUGGGAGACUGUUGCUCAAGCAGCAUGGCGCAAAUAUCCCAAUCCUAUGAAUCCAGCUGUCAUAGGAACGGAUGUGGUCGAGAGGCGAGUAGUUGGUGGAGUACUGCACACUCACAGACUUGUCAGCUCCAAGUGGUUUUUUCCCCGAUGGGCGCAAGCGAUCAUAGGAACGGCUAAAAUAUGCUAUGCCAGUGAACAAUCUGAAGUCAAUCCCAAUCAGAGGCAAAUGACACUCAAAACAAGAAAUUUAACAUUUUGCCAUUACAUAGCUGUGGAUGAAACAGUGAGAUACACGCCACAUCCCUCAGAUACCUCCAAAACGCUCCUCACACAGGAGGCAGUGGUCACAGUGCAAGGUGUUCCACUGAGUAGCUACAUGGAAGAUCUUCUGGCAAACAAAAUAUCACUGAAUGCAGGGAAAGGACGACAAGCUAUUGAAUGGGCGAUAGGCAAAUUUGACUCGGAGAUAAAGGAACUGGCCAGCACAGCCUGCAAGAGCACCGAUGAGCUGCUGUCACAGACAAAGAAGUCACUUGAUGACAUUACAUCCACUGCACGGAGAUCUAUGGAUGACAUUUCAUCCAAGGCAAAAAGGUCUCUAGAUGAUAUCGAAAAAUUCACGAAAGCAAAUGCUAGCCAACGCAGCUGAAAAGAUGAGUGAAGGGACCUUUAGUUCAAUUUUGAAAACACUACAAAACGCCUCUUUCUAAAUUAUUAUCAUUUGUAUUGUAAUGUGUAUUUAUUUAAUAAAACAGUAGUUUAACAUUAUAGGUGACUACUAGGCGUGCAGAAUUAUCAACAGUCUAAUCAAAAGAUGUUGGUAUUAAUGAUUUGAUAACAAACUGACCAAGGGAUUGUAAGAGAAAACACCAUUUACAUUAAAGAUUUAAAUAAUGUAAAUCUGUUGGCUGAUGCAAUAACAUUUUAUUGUUCUGGAAUCGUUACACAAGUAUAUUAUUAUGUAAAUUGUAUGAUAAUCUGUGUGCUGAAUGGUGUGUUCUACAUAUAUCAGUAUACCU
Messenger RNA from Cydia amplana, 1211 nucleotides. RefSeq names its product protein slowmo (gene slmo). Gene Ontology annotation, cellular component: mitochondrial intermembrane space. Gene Ontology annotation, biological process: phospholipid transport. The transcript has 4 exons. The coding region runs from base 155 to 841 and encodes 228 amino acids. The record is from RefSeq and is a predicted model, not a curated record. NCBI's taxonomy places the organism in Eukaryota, Metazoa, Arthropoda, Insecta, Lepidoptera, Tortricidae. Gene Ontology annotation, molecular function: phosphatidic acid transfer activity.